Molecule: messenger RNA, 13441 nt
Organism: Paramisgurnus dabryanus
Lineage: Eukaryota; Metazoa; Chordata; Actinopteri; Cypriniformes; Cobitidae
Gene: fat1b
Product: FAT atypical cadherin 1b
Biological process (GO): homophilic cell-cell adhesion
Cellular component (GO): plasma membrane
Molecular function (GO): calcium ion binding
Source: RefSeq, a predicted model, not a curated record
CACUCGCGCACCGAAAACGCGCGUACUGUCUCCGGCUGAUGGGGAGUUGUUACACGGAUUUAUUCAUGGGAAAUACACCAAAUGUGUCCGGACUGUUUGUUAAGUUCGCUUUAGUAGACACACAUUCUUCUCCUCCGAUGUUGGGUCUGUAAACAUCUGUUUUACUAUGGGUAAAUCCUGGAUUAACCGUCUUCUAGUGCUGUUGAUGUGGAAUUGCAUAGGUUCCCAGUAUGUUGAAGAUGCAUUGCCAUUUCAGUUUACUCAUUUCUUUUACAAUGCCAUGAUAUAUGAAAAUUCACCAGCAAAAACCUUUGUUGAAUCCCCCGCCAAGAUGGGUAUUUUUAUGACAAAUCAGUCUUGGGAUAUACGGUAUGAAAUAGAGAACCAUGAGGAUUUAUUUAAAGCAGAGAACUACGUUUUGGGCGAUUUCUGUUUCCUGCGUAUUAGGACCAAAGGAGGAAAUCUUGCCACACUUAACAGAGAACUCGAAGACCACUAUCUACUGACAAUAAGUGCCAUUGAAAGACAAACUGGUGCAGAAACACGAGCACAAGUAGAAGUGCGAGUCCUGGACACAAAUGAUCUCAGACCCCUUUUCUCACCCACUACGUAUAGUUUCUUUGUACACGAAAGUUCACCUAUUAGGACAAGUAUUGGCAAAGUCUUUGCCACAGAUGCUGACAUCGGCACGAAUGGAGAGUAUUAUUUCAGUCUCAAAGACCACACUGACAUGUUCUCCAUUCAUCCCACCAGCGGGGUGAUAAUUCUGACAGGCAAGUUGGAUUACUCUGAGGCGGCCCUUUACGAGAUGGAUGUGUUGGCUGUGGACAGAGGCCUGAAGCUCUAUGGCAGCAGCAGCAGCAGCAGCAGCAGCAGUACAGCGAAGCUAAAGGUUCACGUACUACACACCAAUGAACAUGCACCUGUUAUCACAGCUGUCCCCUUAACUCCACUGAACAGAAUCAAAGAUCAAACUUAUGCUUAUGUGACUGUGGAGGACUGUGAUGAAGGUCAAAAUGGUGAGAUUGCAUCUUUGAGCAUCGUUGCUGGAGAUCCUCUGCAGCAGUUCAAGACCUUCAGGAGAAGACCUGGGAGCAAACAAUAUGAGAUUAAGGCCAUCAAAGAAGUGGAAUGGGAGGGUUAUAGAUUUGGAUACAACCUGACCUUGCAGGCUAAGGAUAAAGGGAAUCCUCCUAAGUUUUCCUCAGCGGUAGUUGUUCGGUUGAGAUCUCCCAAUGAAAACUGGGAAAAUACUACAUUUGAGAAGAGCAUCUAUAGAGUAACAAUAAACAAGUUUUCUCCUCCUCACUCCACUGUUAUUUUGGUCAGAGUUGUGCCAAAAAAUCCUAAAAUUAAAUAUCUGAUACAGCAUAAAAUGCAAAAACAUGAAAAUCCAUUUGUUAUUAAUCCAAACACGGGCCUGAUUACCACCGCUGGGCUUUUGAAAGCAGAACGUGUCAGUCAGUAUGAGUUUGAGGUUGUCACGAGUGACAGGCGCGUAUCGACCAAAGUGGUCGUCAAUGUAAGUGACACGAACAGCUAUGCCCCCAAGUUUCACCAGUCUUAUUACAAAGCAAGCAUCGAUGAACAUGUGCCCAUAGGAACAAGCAUCUUAACAGUAAGUGCUAGCGAUGGAGAUGAUGGAGAAAAUGGUUAUGUUACCUACAGUAUUGCCAAUGUAAACAAACAACCGUUUAUGGUGGAUUAUUUCACCGGUGUCAUAAGCACCACUGAGAAUUUAGAUUACGAGACAAUGCCAAGUAAAUUCUCUCUAAGGGUUCGAGCUUCAGACUGGGGCUUCCCUUUUCGCCGUGAGGCAGAGGUUGUUGUCUCAAUCACUCUUACUAACCUGAAUGAUAAUAAGCCACAGUUUGAGAAUAUUGAUUGUAAUGUUACGGUGCCAAGAUCUCUUCGGGUCGGUGAGCAAAUAAUAGCCGUGUCUGCCAUUGACGCUGACGAUCUUGGUGUAGUUCAGUUCAGAAUUGAUGCUGGUAAUAACAUGAACCUUUUUGAAUUAGAUUUCAGCUCUGGUGUGCUGACACUUAAGAAGUCAUUGAAGCAUGGCGAUGCAGCAAAACGCUCUUUUCACAGCCUACAAAUAAGUGCCAGUGAUGGAGAAAGAUCAAGUACCCCUCUGUUCCUAAAUGUAACCGUUGUAAGUGCUUUCAAACAAAUUCGCUCUGAAUGUGUAGAGACUGGCGCACUGAGAUCUUUAGCAGGUUUGCUGAUUUUUAACUUCAAACUACACAGUCAGAGGGAAUCAGAUGAUGAGUUUGCGGACAUCCAUUCUGUUAACCGCAACACUCCACGGUUUAUAAAGUCCACUCCGAUUCUAAUAAAAGUUAAAGAGGACCUUCCUGUAGGGACUAGUAUUUUGCUUUUCAGAGCUGAAGAUUCCGACUCAGGCUUCAAUGGGAAAUUGCUUUUUGUGAUCUCAGGGGGAAAUUUUGAUAGCUGCUUCACAAUUGAACCUGACACCGGGUGGCUUAAAGUUUACGAACCACUUGAUAGAGAAACAACAGACCACUACAACCUUAACAUCACGGUUUAUGACCUCGGCUUACCGCAGAAGUCCUCAUCUCACAUGUUGAACAUUAACAUUUUGGAUGCCAAUGACAACAGCCCACAGUUUUUACAACAUGAGUAUUCAGCAACUAUAAGAGAAGAUACGGUUGUGGGAACAGACAUCAUUCAGGUGGAAGCAAAGGAUGAAGAUUUGGGGGUGAAUGGAAUGGUCGCAUACUCCUUUAUGACAAAAACAGACAAAUUUGUUAUAAAUAAAGAAACAGGGAUUGUUACAGUUACAAGUCCAUUAGACAGAGAAACCAACCCAUCAUUUGUUUUAAAGGUGGCUGCGUUUGAUCAUGCAAUUAAUGAAUCUAAAAUGCUAUCAACAGUGUUGUUGCAUGUUGAUUUGGAAGAUGUGAAUGACAACGCCCCUAGAUGUAUACCCCAACAAUACCAUGUAAGAUUGAGAGAAGAUAUUCCAGUGGGCACUUUAGUGAUCUGGCUAGAAGCUUAUGAUCCUGACCUUGGCUCAUCUGGACAGGUGAGAUACAGCCUAACUGAUGGUGAAAAUGAAAGCUUUCAGAUGGAUAAAGUGACUGGAGCCCUGUACCUCUCUCGGGCUCUUGAUUUUGAGACUAGGCAAGUAUAUAACCUGACAGCAAAGGUCAAAGACAGAGGCAAACCAAAUUCUUUAUCUUCAUCCUGCUUCAUUCAAGUGGAGGUUGUGGAUGUUAAUGAGAACUUGUAUCGCCCUUUCUUUCCAUUCUUUGUGGAUCGGGGUGCUGUAAGCGAAGAUGCCCCAGUUGGAUCGUCUAUAAUGAAAGUUACCGCUCAUGAUAAGGACAGUGGUAGAAAUGGAGAUGUGCGUUACUCCAUACGAGACGGUUCUGGCCUUGGGGUGUUCACAAUUGAUGAAGAGAGUGGCGUUAUAAGAACACAAGAGAUCCUGGACCGUGAGACUACUAGUUAUUACUGGCUCACAGUCUAUGCCACGGACCAGGGAAUUGUGCCGCUUUCCUCAUUUGUGGAAGUCUAUGUUGAGGUUCAAGAUGUCAAUGAUAAUGCUCCUCUGACAUCAGAACCCAUCUAUUACGCAUCUGUAUCUGAGAACUCUCCCAAAGAUCUGUCUGUUAUCCAGAUCCAAGCAUUUGACCCAGACUCUACAACAAGUGACAAUCUCUCAUUUCAAAUUACUAGUGGGAAUCCACUGGGAUUUUUUGCCAUCAACCCUCAGACAGGUUUGGUGACAACAACAUCAUGGAAACUGGACAGAGAAAAGCAGGCAGAGCACAUUCUUGAAAUCACUGUCUCAGAUGAUGGCCAUCCACCCAAGUCUACAGUGGUUCAUGUGAUAGUCAAAGUAUUGGAUGAAAAUGACAACAGUCCUCAGUUCUUAGAAAAGAUCUUUCAAAUCAAGCUAGUAGAGCGAGCAGAGGCCGCAGAAUGGGAGCCAAUUUAUCGAGUGAUUGCUUAUGACAGAGAUGAGAGUCCCUCUUCUGAUAUCACAUACACUAUAGAGGAGACUGAAGAGCACAGAAAAUUCUUCAUUCAGCCCAAAUCUGGGUCUGUGUUCUCCAAAGAGACAUUUUCAGCUGGGGAGGAUCAUAUUCUCACGAUUAAAGCAUCAGACAAUGGACAGCCUUCAAAAUCGUCCAUCUGUCGGUUGCACAUUGAAUGGAUUCCAAAGCCUGAGCUGGCAAAACAAGCACUGGUAUUUGAGGAGACUUCACUCUCAUUCUCUGUAAUGCAGAGUGAUCCUGUGGCCCAUAUGAUUGGAGUAAUUAGCACUCGACCUCUUGAAUCUCCUGUAUGGUUUACAAUCAAAGGAGACACGCAUGCUAAAGAGAUGUUUCACAUUCUGCAGAUGGCUUGUGACCUGAACGGUACAUCAGGUGGAAAUUCUGACAGCCGGUUCGACAUGGAGAGGUCAAGUGGCACAAUCAUCAUCGCCGGUGCUCUAGAUGCUAAACGCCAGUCAAAUUACCACCUCACUAUUGAAGCAACAGAUGGAACAAGAUCCAUCAGCACUCAGGUCAUAAUACAAGUUAUUAACACAAAUGAACAUCGACCUCAGUUUGGCCAAAACCGAUACGAGAUAAAUAUUCCGGAGGAAACCCAGCCUGGGAUGAAAAUAUUGGAAAUAAAUGCAACAGACGGAGAUGAAAAUAAUAAAUUGUAUUACACACUGUUGAGCAGCACAGACCUGAUUAGCCUAAAGAAGUUUCGUCUUGACCCUGAAACAGGCUUUUUGUACACUGCUGAACAGCUGGACCGUGAAACCAUGCACAAGCAUAUCCUCACUGUUAUGGUAAGCGAUCAAGGUUUCCCUGUGAAAAGCAAUUUUGUGAAAGUGAUCAUCAAUAUUGAGGACAAUAAUGACAAUCCACCGCAGUUCACGAGCCCUCAGUACACGGCUCGUGUGCUGGAGACCGCUGCGAUUGGUUCGUCUGUGUUACAGGUCACGGCUUUGGACAAAGACAAGGGGCUAAAUGCUGAAAUCCUCUACAGCUUAGAUUCAGGAAAUCAUGGAAACUCCUUCAGCAUCGAUCAGACUUCAGGCAUUGUUGCAGUGGCAGUUAAACUUGAUCAUGAAUACAGAGAUCAGUAUGUGCUACAAAUAAAAGCAUCGGAUAUCGGAGAACCUCCACUCAGUGCGGUUACAGUUGUCCAGAUCACGGUCACCAUCUCAGAUAACACCAGGCCAAAGUUUCCCUUCAAUGUAAUAUCAGCAGAAGUCAGUGAAUCUGUCCCAGUUGGCAGUUUUGUAACUUUGGUGUCAGCUUCCAGCCAAUCAACAAUCUUUUAUCAAAUUAAAGAAGGAAAUGUGAACGGUGCAUUUGUCAUGAAUCCAAACUAUGGCACUAUCGUCACAAGAGAAAAGCUGGACUAUGAAACCCUUUCGUCAUAUACCCUCAUCGUACAAGGUACAGACAUGGCUGGAAUGUCAAGCAGCGUCACAGUAAACAUUUUGUUAAAAGAUGAAAAUGACAACUCUCCUGUUUUUACUCAGUUUGAGUUUACUGGCUUCAUAAGCGAAUCUGCCACUGUUGGCAGUGUGGUUCUGACCUCUCAGAAUGCUCCACUUGUAGUUCUUGCAACAGAUGCCGAUAAGCAUAUAAAUGCCAGACUUGUCUAUGAGAUAAUUGAGCCAUUUGCUCACAACUAUUUUUCUAUCGAUUCUGAAACCGGAGCUAUUACAACUCUCAGCAGCCUGGAUUAUGAGCAAAGAAAGAUGUUUAACUUCAGAGUACAGGUCCAUGACACUGGCACACCACGAUUAUUUGCAAAGAACAAUGCCAACGUGACUAUUCAUGUUAUUAAUGUUAAUGACUGUGCUCCAAAAUUCAGUCAGGAGUUAUACGAAAUGACAAUUGUCCUUCCUACCUACAAAGGGGUUAAAGUUAUAACCUUAAGCGCUACCGAUGAGGACUCUUUGCUCUACACCAUACUACGUUUUGCUCUUGUAGAUGGCAACAUAGGAAACAAAUUCCUACUUGAUCCAAAUGCAGGUGAUAUUUUUGUGCAAAAUGCUACACAGCUGCGUAGCAGGUACAGGCUGACGGUUCAGGUCUCCGAUGGACUCUUUACUGGAUCUGCAAUUGUGAAACUCACCGUUAAAGCAGACAGAGAUAAACAACUGAGGUUCACUCAGGAAAUGUUCACUGCCUAUGUGCAGGAAAGCUCAACGCAAAGGAAAACCCUAGCAAUCCUCCCUGUAGUUGGAAGCAGAAUCAACGAGCCGUUGUUUUUUUCCAUCCUCAACCCUGACGUCAGAUUCGAAAUAGGAGGCACAUCCGGAGUCCUCUUUUCCACGGGUGUCCCGUUCGAUCGCGAGGAGCAGGAUUUGUUUGACAUUUUUGUGGAAGUAACCAAAGAGCAAAGGUUGAACGGAACUGCCCAAGUGCUUGUUAGGGUGCACGUUGAGGAUGUGAACGAUAACUCUCCUGUCUUUGUAGACCAGCCCUACAGCGCCAUUGUUCAGAUUGGCAAAGCAGUAGGUACAGUUUUUAAGAAGGUGACAGCCGUGGACAAAGAUAUUGGCAGAAAUGCACAAGUUUCAUACUAUUUGAAAGGACACAGUAAAUAUUUUCAAGUAAACUCCUCUGGACAAAUAUCCCUUAAAAGACCUCUUGAACUAGAAAGCAUUGGCAAGUUUGUUAUUAACAUCACUGCACAAGAUGGAGGUGAUCCACCACUGAUCUCAAAUGCAGAGGUCGUCAUUUCAGUGGUCAACAAAGCCGUUCCAAUGUUUGAAAGACCUUUUUAUAAGAUUGAAAUCCCAGAAAAUGUGCAAAUACAUACUUCUAUACUUCAGGUUGUGGCUAAUGAGACUGAAGGACCUUGUACAGUCUACAUCAUCUCUGGGGGAGACCCAUUUCAUCAGUUCUCUAUUAAUUUUAAUUCAGGACUUAUUGAAGUCAUUCAAGCAUUGGAUUAUGAGUCUCAUCCGGCGUACCGAUUAACCAUCCAAGCAACAGACUGUCUAACUGGAACUCACUCUGAUGUUUUUGUAGACGUUAUAUUGAAAGAUGUGAACGACAACACACCCAAAUUUGAAGCAGCAAUAUAUGACAUCAGCAUCUCUGAAUCUGUUGUGAUUGGAACUUCUGUGUUACGAGUGCUAGCGACGGACUCGGACACAGAAAGCAAUGCAUUAUUGUUUUAUCAGAUGUAUGAAAAAGAUGGAAGCAUCUCAGAUCAUUUUAGAAUAGAUGAAGAGAGUGGAGUGAUUCAGACUGCUGGGCCGUUGGACUACGAAACCCGAUCACAGCAUGAUUUGAUCGUAAAAGCUGUUGACAGCGGAGCAUUUCAGCUUUCUUCUGAGGUUCUGGUGGUGAUAUAUAUAACUGAUAUUAAUGACAACCCACCUGUAUUUACCCAAGAGCUUUAUAAUGCCACCAUACGAGAAAUUUCUUUUCCAGGUCAAUUUGUGACCUGUGUAAAAGCAUAUGAUGUUGACAGCCUUGCUAACGGCCAACUUAAAUACUCUAUUAUGUCUGGAAACGACGAUAAUGUCUUUGACAUUGAUGCGACGACUGGAGAAAUUGCGAUUGCAAGCAUUAGCCGACAAUCUGGUGAGUCCGUCUAUAGCUUAAUUGUGUCAGUGACUGAUGGUGUUUUCAGACAUAAUACUGAGGUUAAAAUCUAUGUAAUGGGUGAGAAUAACCACAACCCAUCAUUUACUCAAGAUGAGUAUCUUAUAGAGCUCACAGAAAACUCUCCAGUUGGUACAUUGGUAAUGCAAGUCGAAGCCUUUGACAAAGACCCAGGAAUAUAUGGUCAAUUGACAUUCUUCAUUGUAAAUGAUAUUGCCAGGGAUACAUUUACUGUCAAUGCCGAUGGGCAGAUUUACACAAAAGAGAGCUUAGACCGAGAAAUGCUGAAAGAGAAAAUGAUGUACAUCAGUUUGAUGGCUAAAGAUGGUGGUGGCAGAUUAGGCUUUUGCACAGUUGUUGUAAUUCUAUCUGACAUAAAUGACAGUUCACCAAAGUUCCUGCUUUCAGAAUAUAAAGUUACCGUGCCAGCAGAUGUUCAUAAAGGUACAACAGUCAUCACAGUAUCUGCAGUAGAUGAAGAUGAAGGUAGCAAUGCUUAUAUAAUUUAUAUUAUCGAUUCCGAUAUUGGGCCCUUUGAAAUUCACCCACUUACCGGUGCCAUUGUCACAAAGGAAAGUCUAAUUGGUCUGGAAAAUGGCCUGUAUUCUUUUUUCGUUAAAGCUAAAGAUUCUGGAGAUCCACCAAAGCAAUCUAUUACUCCUGUUUCAAUAAGAAUUAUUCCCCCUGAAACGUCAAGCCCAAAAUUUAUUGAACCAUUACGUUGGCUGGAACUUUCUGAAGACCUGCCUGUUGGAACUGAGAUUGAUAUCUUCCAAGCCAAGGAUGAGCCCACUGUGAUCUAUAGCCUUGUCGGGGGAAACACCCUAGAGAGUAACAAAGAUGACGUCUUCACCAUCGACAGCAACACUGGAAGGCUUAGACUCACAAAAAGACUUGAUUAUGAAGCUACCAAAUUGUAUCAACUCUCAGUGCAGUUGCAAAACUUUAAGGAAAGCAUGGAAACAGUCUCAUUGAUAAAUGUGAACAUCCAUCUUAAAGAUGUUAAUGAUAACAGACCACAGUUUGAGUCUAUUAAGUACCGGUCGUAUAUUGCCGAAAACCUACCAGAAGGGACAUCUGUCGUCCAGGUCAAGGCAACUGAUCUGGAUUCUUGGCUGAACGGAUGGGUCACAUAUAGACUGCAUGAAAACCAGGAGAGUCCUGAGGUUUUGGAGAUGUUUGCAGUGGACAGUGAGGCAGGCUGGAUAACUACACUUAAAGAGGUAGAUAGGGAAAAAAGAGAAAGAUACAGGAUCACAGUGGUGGCCACAGACAGAGCCCAUGAUCGGCAAAUUACAGGCACUACUGUGGUAGAAGUGACAGUUGUGGACAUAAAUGACAACCCUCCAUUAUUUACUGAAGCUGUAUUUGAAGGCACUGUGAGAGAAGAUCAAUCCAUACCAGACACAGUUGUCUCCAUUCUAAGCUCAGUUGACUCUGACAGUGAGGAGGUUAACAGGAGGUUCAGCUGCUUUAUCACAGGUGGAGACUCACAGGGCCUGUUUGAUCUGAAGUAUACAGAUGGUGUUUGGGCAGUUGUUGUCAAGAAAACCCUGGACAGGGAGGAGAGAGAUUUCUAUCUUUUAAACAUUACGGCCACUGAUGGUACCUUUGUGACAAAGGCUGCCGUCGAGAUCACUGUUCUCGAUGCAAAUGACAACAGUCCUGUUUUUGAGAAGAAUUUGUAUGUCGAAACUGUUUCUGAGGACGUGCCUGCCGGACAACAAAUUCUUCAAGUCUCUGCCACUGACGCAGAUAUUGAGUCAAAUGCAGACAUCACAUACCAGCUGAGCAGCAAUGGAGCUGAAUCAUUUACAAUUGAUUCUAAAACAGGUGCCAUCAGUACACUGGCAAACCUUGACAGAGAGAUGACAGAUGUGUACAACCUAACUGUGCAUGCAGUGGAUAGAGGCGGUCACUUCUGCCGAGCCGAUGUGGUCAUCAUGAUCAGUGAUGUUAAUGACAAUGCCCCCAAAUUCACAUCUGACCCACACCAUGUGAGCGUUUUUGAGAAUACACAACCUGGGACGUACGUGGCACGACUACAGGCCUUUGAUGGAGACGCUGGGAUAAAUGGAAAAAUCCGUUACUCGUUUGAAGACUCAGCCGGUGGUCUGUUUUAUAUUGAGGGGAGUUCAGGGAUUAUUAGUUUAGAAAGGACUCUGGACAGACAGAAGGCGGCCAAUCAUGUUUUGAGGGUACGAGCUACAGACCACGGUUCUCCCCAUAGGCUCUCCUCUCUCACGUCUGUGCUGGUGACCGUGCUAAAUGCUAAUGACCAUCCACCGGCGUUCGAACACAGGAACUAUAUUUCCACUGUUCCUGAGGAUGUUGCGAUAGGCACUAAGCUUCUAAAUGUAUUUGCUGCAAGCAGGGAUGGAGAAUUGAUAUCCAAGACCAAUGUGAUAUCCUACUAUAUCACCAGCGGCAACGAGAAUGGAGCUUUCAGCAUUAACUCACAGACAGGUGACAUCUUUGUGAUGGGGCCGCUGGAUUAUGAGGUUUCUCCACAGCACUACCUGACAGUGAUGGCUAUCUCCAGAGGAAAACAAUCUCUCAGUGAUAUGGCUACUGUUACUGUUCAUCUUCUCGAUGUCAAUGACAACAGCCCUGAGUUCAGCCAGAACAUCUAUUCGAGUACAGUCAGUGAGGACACCGGGCCAGGCAGCACUGUGUUGAUGGUACUAGCCAAUGAUUUUGAUGGACCUUCAAACAACCGAAUCCGCUAUUCCAUUAAAGACAACAACGAGAUGUGUCCAUUCGUCAUAGAUGCAGACAGCGGUGAACUAAGAGUCACCCAGCAGUUGGACAGAGAAAAGAUAGCGAGUUACAUGUUGACUGUGCUGGCCUCCGACAAUGGAAAUCCCAUCAAAUCCUGCAGUGCUACUAUCAAGAUAGUCGUGUCUGAUGCGAAUGAUAAUCCUCCUGUCUUUUCUCAGAAUAACUACAGUAUCAUCAUACAGGAGAAUCUACCCACAGGGGCCACUGUACUAUUACUCAAUGUGACAGACAAUGAUUCUCCCCACAAUGGGCCUCCUUUCUCAUUUUGUAUUGUGAAGGGUGACCAGACGAGCCCUUUCAGUAUUGACCAGCAGGGUGUGAUUAAGACAAGUGGACAACUAAGAAAGGGUCACCAUGUAUUACAAGUGCAGGUGUCUGACAAUGGAAGUCCCCCACUGAAAUCAGUGGCAGCUGUCAACAUGCUUGUAGUUCAGGCGAGUGUGUAUCCACCAUCUGUGACUCCUCUGGAUGUUUUCAUCAUGGUCCAGGAAGACGAGUACUCAGAGGGCAUUCUGGGAAGGGUCCAUGCCACAGAUAAAGAUAAAUAUGACACUCUCACGUUCAGUCUGGAGCCGCAGUCAAGCAGCUUGUUCACUGUGGGAGCCACCGACGGUAGAUUGUUGGCCCGUAGAGGCCUGGAUGUGGGUCAUUACCAACUCAAUGUUUCAGUCAGCGAUGGCCGUUUCUCGUCUUUGGCCAGAGUCACAGUGCGUGUGCGGCAGGUCACCCCGCAGAUGCUGGACAGCUCUGUGUCUGUGCGCUUUGCUGGCGUCACUGCUGAAGUUUUCAUCCAAGACCACUGGAAGAGCUUUCAAAGGGCGGUCCAUAGCCUCGCAGGAGUCCACAGGGGAGAUGUUCAGUUAAUCAGUCUUCAGCCUGCACAAACCAGCGGCGGCUUGGAUGUUCUUUUGUUUUUCGAGAAAUUGAGAAGGUCGGGUACCAGCUCACUUGAAGCCCUCGUUCAGAAGCUCAACUCUUCCAGAGAAGCUAUAAGAAAGAUGACAGGAGUGUGUGUGCUGAGGGUCCUGAGAUUGAAUUUUCCUGAUGGCAAAUGUAGGCGUGUGGUUUUGCUUGAUCAGACCAGCAUGGCUACAUACAGCACUGCCACAGUGAGCUAUGUCAUACCCAGACACAACAUCACAGCUGAAUGUCUGUGCACAGAUAAAAAGUGCUUUAAGCAUAAAACAAGCUGUUUAAAUAAACCAUGUCCUGGGGGCAAUGAGUGUGUAUCUGGUGUUGGAGAAGAUGAGCACAGCUGCAUAUGCACAGGUGAUGCCGAAGGCAAAUGCUCAGGAGGAUCUUCAAUGACAUUUACUGAAAACAGCUACAUUAAUUAUCAAAUAAGAGAAAGCAGGAGAGAACUGAAGCUCACGCUAAAAUUAAAAACUCUCUCAAGAGAAGGAACAGUGAUGUUUACCAGAGGAAGAAGCCACAGCAUUUUACAGAUAGUGGGAGGUAGACUGCAGUUCCAAUUUGACUGCGGCUUGGGUCUCGUUACAGUUUCUGUGCACAGUAUCCCAGUGAAUGACGGACAGUGGCAUGUAGCAGAACUUGAGGUAAAGCGCAACUAUGCCAGACUGGUUCUGGAUAAGCUCCAUUCUGCAUCAGGUAUCGCUCCCGGCCCCCUGCACUGCCUCAGCCUGGGUAACCAGGUUGUUCUGGGAGGAUACGCUCAUCUUCUCAGUGCCAGACUCGGGCUUGGUUUGCCUGACUCAAAUGGCCUACAGGGCUGCAUGGACUCUGUGGUGUUCAAUGGACAGAGACUGGCUUUGAACUCCAGUGGUCCAUCUGGGGUUUCCAUUGAAAACAUGGUGGGGGUGUCUCCAGGUUGUGUCUUCUCAUCUUCUGACUGCUCCAGUAACCCUUGCCUCAAUGGAGGGAGCUGCAUAAAGAGGCAGAACGGAGGAUAUUUCUGUAAAUGUAGCAUAUUAUUUUCUGGGACUCAAUGUGAGGUUAAUAUCAGCCCUUGUGACUCCAACCCCUGCCUGUAUGGAGGAACCUGCAUUCAAAAUAACCUGGACUACUACUGUAAAUGCAGGCGCCAGUAUUCAGGUCAAAGGUGCCAUAUUGCACCAUACUGCAAAGAAAACCCUUGCCAGAAUGGUGGUCUGUGUAUAGACAGUCUUGAUGGACCAAUCUGUGAGUGUAAGCAGGGUUUCAAAGGAGAAAGGUGUGUGAUCGAUGUCGACGAAUGUGUGGACAUGCCUUGCUUCAACAAUGGCCGAUGUAUCAACAUCCAUGGAUCUUUUAACUGCUCCUGCCCGGCAGGCUUCGCUGGAAGACUUUGUGAGACAGACAUUGAGGUGAAGAACUUCAUCACAUCUACGUCCUGGAACUCUCGGCUCGGAGAAUUACUCGGAACGCUGGCGUUCCUUACUGCGAUUUUUGCUUUAAUACUGCUUCUCCUAGUAGUGUGGAAAGGAGCUUGCAACCCUGCCAAAAGACUUCAAUCUCCUGACAAGUACAAAGCUGUUGAUUCUUACAUUCAGAGGUCCGAUGAUAACAACCAAACUCGAAAAAGAUCCUGUGUGGACAUCCCACCACAGGUCCCGGUGCGACCCGUCUCCUACACACCCAGUGUUCCUGGAGAGUGCAGAAACAACCAAAAUUCAACUUUUGACUUUAGCAGUUAUAUGCCAGAUCCACUCAUUGAUCUGAAGAAAACUCUAGCUGUGAGCAGUGUAGCUCCUAACAUACCACGUAUUAAAGCUUUCCAUCAUAACUCACAAAAUUACUCCAUACAUCAGGCAAAAGAGGAUGAUGUGAAGGAUGACAUUAUUUCCUGUUUGCAUGAUAGUAGAGAGAUGCGGUCUGUGUCUUCCCUUGAAUCAGACAUCACAAAUGACAACGGUUCCAGAUUGAUGCACCCUGUCAGAAAAUAGAUUAAAAUGGUGAGAAGAUGAACAUGUGAACAUGAGGCUAUCACUGGGACACCUCAGAUUGGAUGCAGAAAGUGUGUAAGGCAAGGCUGUGUUCGGUUUGAAUUUGUGCAGAUGUCCUCCUCCAUCCACACCACUCCAGGCAUUCUUGACAAAGACUAUUUUACUGGAGGUGAU